Messenger RNA from Eufriesea mexicana, 2924 nucleotides. It is a transcript of the gene in, whose product is annotated as inturned planar cell polarity protein. Gene Ontology annotation, cellular component: cilium; cytoplasm. Lineage: Eukaryota; Metazoa; Arthropoda; Insecta; Hymenoptera; Apidae. The record is from RefSeq and is a predicted model, not a curated record. The coding region runs from base 111 to 2924 and encodes 937 amino acids. Gene Ontology annotation, biological process: nervous system development; vesicle-mediated transport; cilium assembly. The transcript is spliced from 12 exons. Gene Ontology annotation, molecular function: protein binding.
AACCUUUCUUUAAAAUGUUUAAUUGAACAACAUAUAGUUUGUGUUACAUUAAAAUAUAGUGGCAUUCUAAAAAACUAUUAUAUACUUCUUUAUAAUUGGAUUAAAACGAAAUGGAUGAAGGAAAUUCUAAAACUGUAUCAUCGAAAUCACAAUGUAAGUAUAUGGAUCAAAUUUUUUCUACAGAAAAUCCGAAGGAUGAUAAUGAACAUGAUUGGUGGGCAAGUGAUAGUGGAUCAAGUACUGGAUCAUAUUAUUCAGAUACUGAUAGUUCCACAGCAGAGUGGGAAUCAGAAAUUAAUUCUAAUGGAGAACUGAUUUAUAUAGAAUCUGCAAUAGAUAAUAUAAAUGAUGAACAAUUAUUUAAUGAAACAAAACUUGAUUCUCAGCCUGAGUUAAUACGACGUCGAAGUACAAGAGCUGGAAAACUCAUGCGACUUAUAAGGCGUAAGGAAAGCAAACGUUUAAGUACAAGAAAUAAAAAAUGUAAUUUUAAUAUCACAGUAAAUAAUAUUGGAAAUUCAGGAAAAGAAGGAACAACAAUUAAAGAAGUUACUUUCAGAGAUUUUCAAGCAGGUGAAAUUCGUGAAGUUAUAUUAUGGGUUGAUCCAGAUAGACGACAUAAAUUAGGAAGAAGAGCUACAUUAUGUGAGGCUUAUUUUGGAAUUAUUCCAGGUGUUUUUUCAGACAAAACACGUAUUAUGGUUGCUGGAUUCGUACCAGAUGGAGAAGCAAUGAAAAACAGAAAUAUUAAAAUUGGAGACUGGUUACGGAGUGUGAAUUCAAAUAAUGUUACCUAUCAAAAUUUGGAUCACAUAUUAUCUGAAAUCACUGUUUCAACAAAUGUAACAUUAGAAUUACAAAGAGUUGCAGGUGUUGAUGUUACAGCAACAUUAUCUGGAUUAAAUUGCCCUAAACAGUCUGUAUUAGUGCAAAGACUAAUGAAUAAAGAGGAAAGCAAAGAUUUAAUGCAAUCAAUAAUAGACUAUCCACUUGGAAUAUUAUAUUUACAAACCACAGAACUUUCAGAAGUAGGACCUGAAUUGCAAGGUGUUUUAUAUACAUUUCCUCGAACAGAAAAUAAAAAUAUACACUCUAUUUUAUGUACAGCAAGAGGUGCUUUUAUAACUUUAAAUCAUUUACUACCAGGAAUUGGUGGUCUACAACCUACUAGUACGACUAUACAAGUAGCAGAAGAAGAAAUUCAUGUUGUAUAUACACCUCGAAAUGAUGAACUACUUUUAAUGGCAUUACCAAAAAAAUGUUGUAGUCUUGAAGAAGCCAUCAGUUUGUCAGGUGAUAUAGUGAGAACUUUAGAAUUUACAUACCAGUCAUUGACAAAAUGUUUCACACCUGAGGAAAACCAAUCUUCUUUAGAUCAUUUUUUUAUAUUAAUUGUUCAACGAUUAUUGGAUGUAAAAUCUUAUGCCAUCAAUGCAGGGCUGUCCAGUUCUUGUAUGGAAAUUCAUAAUGAUAUUGAGAGUAUGGAAAGUUACAAAUUUAGAAGCACUUUUUCAGUUGCAAAUUUUAUAGAAUUAUCAAGAGAUGCACAAAUUCAAAUUGAUGCUGCUCUGAGUGAAAUGGAAGCCAUGGAUUACAGAGAUUGGAAUGAAGAUCCUAUGGACUGCCAAAGGCUUUACACAAUUUUAGGUAGCUGUAUUUAUCACAAACGUUAUCUCCUUGGAUCUCACUUAACUCACAGUGAUUUGAUUGAGAUAGAAUCUUAUCUUAGACAAAAUUGUAUUUUAAAUUUAAUAAACAAUGAACCUGUGAAGAGUCUUGUUAUCUGGAAAAAAGUGUAUCCGUCUUUAUACAAUCAUAGAAAUAUAGAAAACAACAAAAAUAAUCAACCAUUUGUUCCUAAUGGAAAAUGGUACUUACUCGUUGUUGGGUAUGGACAUGAUUUAUUAGCAGUCCUUUUAGAAUCUGGUGGAUGCACUGCAAAAUGUAGUGACGUUAUUGGUCCAGAUGUAUUUUAUGUAGAAGAAGCUCAAGAAACUUUAAAACAUAUACAAAAGAUAGGUGUAACAACAUUAGCAGCCAAAUGGAUUGCAUCUAAUACAAGACCAGAAGUAAUAACUUAUGAAGAUCCUGUAUCUAUAAAACCAUCAUCUAGUAUCACAGAAAAUCUACUAGGCCUUAUAAAAUCAACAGAUGUACAAAAUUUAACUGCCAAAUCAUCUCAUACUUCAAGUGGUAUUAAAAAAACUCAAGAAAUACCUUCAAUUUUAAAAAAACGUAGUAUGGAAGAAUGUCCUGUCGUAUUAGGAUCAGUAUAUUCUUUACAUACAUCAGAAGAUUCGUUAAGCCAAGGAACUGGUGGAAUUAGUGAAAUAAGUGAUGAAGCAAUGCCUAUAUUAGGAAGACGUGCAACAAGGGAAAAAAUUGUUAGUAGAUCAAGAUAUUCUGAUGAUAGUGAUUCUGAUAUUGAUGUAUAUAAGAAUGACUGCAGAAUGUUAAAUGUGGAUAUAUCUAAUAUAAGAGAAAAUUUAUUAAAUCAAGCUGAAUAUUUAGUACCAAAAGUAUUGACAGUGGGUGAUAAAAAUUAUUUAUUUCAUUAUGUACAUUUAGACAUAGUUGAAGGAAUACUUCUAUCUUCAAAGCCAUUAGAAUAUACAGGAAAAAAUCCUAAUUUUCUUAUUAACUUUAACAAAUGUGUUCAUAUUAUUCACAGAUUAUUACAUAAUACAGUAAGAUUUAAAACAAUGUUAAAUUCAGAUAUGGACAAAACUGUGAUUAAUAAGAGUUUAAUUGCCGUUAAAGAACAUGGUGUAUUAUUUGAAUGGGAAAAUUUAACUUAUUGGGUUGUUGGUCGACUCUAUACAACUCCCCAUCCAAAAGAGUUGUAUGUGUGUUAUCAAGAUUCUGCACCACAAAAUUUAAUUGAAAUAGCAUUUAAAUUACAUUCAUUGCAUACGCUAACAUAA